Molecule: messenger RNA, 954 nt
Organism: Macrosiphum euphorbiae (potato aphid)
Lineage: Eukaryota; Metazoa; Arthropoda; Insecta; Hemiptera; Aphididae
Source: the annotation of a GenBank genome assembly
AUGUCACGACGACACUGUACCGACGACGACAUUGUCGACGGCCUGUUGGGCGCCGCUGGCGGCCUUUGCGAAGAACCUCGCAUACGGGCCCUGUGCGUUGACGCUCGGCGAGCGUUCCUCCGGCAACCCAUGCUACUGCGGUUGCGGGCUCCUAUCAAAGUGGUCGGCGACUUACACGGCCAGUUCGGUGAUCUGCUCAGAGUGUUUGACGUGGCCGGCCGGCCGCCGAAAGCCGACUUCUUGUUCCUGGGUGAUUUCGUAGACCGCGGCCCUCAAUCCGUCGAAGUGAUCACUCUACUGCUGGCACUCAAGACUCGGUACCCAGAGAACGUUCACCUACUCCGAGGGAACCAUGAAUGCCGUACCGUGAACAUCAGGUACGGGUUCUACGGCGAAUGCCGGUCCCGGUACGGCCUGCUCACGGGCGCACGGCUGUGGCGAGCAUUCAACCGGACGUUCGACUGCAUGCCUGUGGCCGCGGUCAUCGGCGGCCUAAUAUUCUGCACGCACGGCGGCCUCAGCCCGGAUUUGCACCACAUGGCUCAGAUCGACCGGAUUCGAAGGCCCGCCACUGUGCCCAGGCGCGGUGUGCUGUGCGACCUGCUGUGGUCUGAUCCGGCAACGGGCCCGAUCCAGGGCUGGCGCAAGAACGUUCGCCGGAACGUGUCGUACGUGUUCGGCGCCGACCAGGUGGCCGAUUUCCUGUCCAGAUUCCGGUUCCAGUUGGUGGUCAGGGCUCAUCAGUGCGUGGAGGGAGGUUACCAAUUUUUCGCGGGCCGCAAGCUGGUGACCGUGUUCAGCGCACCCGAUUACAAUGGAUACGGUUUGCCAGGCGCCGUCAUGUCUGUGAACAAACACGUCAAGUGCACUUUCCAGCUGAUACCGGUUGCAGGAGCAGCGCAGAACAAACGUUGGAUUGCAGGGCGAAGGACGGCCAGCAAAAUACCAAAAUAA